CUGUGGGAGGCACCAGCGCCCCGCCUCCCAGCCGCACUGCGCCGCCGCGCAGCCGCCAUCGCCUGGGCCGUGCCACCGCAGGGAGCCGCGGGGGGGGGACAGCCGGGACAUGCCCGCUCUGCCCGUUGGACUGUCCCGCCUCCUAGGCAACCGGCACCACCAUACCGCCCCAUCUCCCGCCGGCAGCGGUCUCGGGCGGGUGAGGUGCCGGCUCCGGCAAGUGUCGACUGCUUAUAGACUUUUGCAGUAGAACAAAUAAAUAAGGAUACUUCAACCCUUUUAGUGCAGAGCACUGUCACACGGAUCCAGCCAUGCCUGCAGAAGGAAAAAGUGAUAUGGAGAGGAUUGGCCUUUUCAGUGAAAUGGGUUAUGUUACCAUUGGAGAUAAAUAUGUAUCACAUUAUAUGCGCCCUUUUAAUGAAGCUGCAAGCAAGAACAGGCAGAUGUUACCUGGGGGAACCAAAACAUUGUCAGCUCUGCAGGCAGGUUAUUUUGAGCCUCAGUUUGUGAGGAUUUUUGAUGGUGAAGCCUAUGCAAACCCUGUUCAGCUAAGGAGACGGUACAGGUUGGCAGAAUCAAAGAAAAAUUUGGGCAAAGCUUUCCUUCCCAGUAAUGGAGACAAAUUGCCUGGCUGUAUGAUCAUGUACUUUGCUGACCAGUUUAUGACAUACUGUCAAAAACUGAUUUUCAAGUUGGUCUUUAAAAAAACAGUCUUCGUGACUUCAGACAGAUGUGGACUUGGCAGCUAUUAUGGAACCAUAGGAGGUUCGUAUGCAUAUUUCAGUCCACAGCUGAAAGCCAGAGAAAGAUACAUUCCACCUGGAAAGAAUUUUUAUACUAAUCCAGGAAAGAAAGGAACUGGAUAUGGUUAUGCAAACCUUACCAUAGGUGAACAAUUUCCACAUGAGCCUGAUGGGUAUGAAGUAGAAAGAAUAAAUGCAAAGAAAGCACAAGAGGAACACAAGCGGCUGGUUAAAGGAGGGCCUUUCAAGUUAAAUCUAUAUCCCCAGGAGUAUUUUGACAUGAAUCCCUAUUUUAAUGACAAACCUUUGCCACCUCUGAAGAAACCACCUCCAGAGAAGCCAAUUGCACCACCUUUCAAGCCAAGUUCUCCUGCUAAAAAGUCAGGGGGCAUGAAAGGAGGCACAUUUGAUCCUUACCCAAGCCAUUCUGCUGACCCUUACGUAAUUAAAAAAUCUAAGGCUGUCACAACUAAUAAAGAACGACAGAUUUUUCAUCCUCCUCCUGGACCAAAAAGCAGACCUGUUAUGAGCAUAAUAAAUUUAAAUGUCAUAAGAUCAUUAAAUGUAAAGAACUACAAGACUGCACAGCUGACAUCUUAUUAGGUGUAAAAGGUGAAAUGAAGGGUAUGCUUUUUAGACCCUGUAAAAAAUGUUAACAAAGCAAAUAAACAUGUGAAGAGUGGAAUUCAGGUAUAUAGGGCAAUCCAGUCUGUCUAAUUAUUGGGAAUGCAAUCUUAUGUUUCUAAAUAUAAAGCUGUAAUAAAUAAUUUAAGAUUAUUAAGUCCAGGUUUGCAUUUUUAUAUAAAUUUUCAUUUUAUUGCUUACCUGGACUUCUGAAAUGUACUUUUAGAAAACACACUUUCUAGUGAGUAAUUUGGGUUGCAAAUUGACUAGACAUUGCAGUGGAAGAAAGUGCAUAUAUUUUAAAGUGUGUAUUGGUGUUUGUAUUAACCAAGUUAGUCACAUGUGGCUCACAGUGAAACUAAGGUCAUUGUUUCCCUUUAGUAGAAUUACAACUUGUACUUUAUUUAAACUAUAAUUUUCUGUAAGAACUGUCUUAAAAAUAUAUACUUUUUAGUUUUGAUGACCUUCUCAAAAUGACUGAUAUCAAGCAUUGUUCACAAACACAAGCAAGCUGUUAUGAAGGGAGGAGUCACCUCUGUUUACCAGCAUCUGUUUACUGCUCUUCCUCAAUUUCCAGAUAACCAUAAGUGCUACCAUAUUCUUUAAAACAGCUUAAUUUCACUUUGUGGAGGGUUCCUAACAAAUCUGAUCCAUCUUUCAAAGUAGCUUCUUCUCAGAUAUAUCAGAUGUAUCAUGUGAUCCUGAACGUACAUCUUACCUACAUCUUAAUAAUUGUCAGGUUUUUAUAUGUGGUCCAAGACAUUUGUUCAUGUAAAUUAAGGCUAAUUUAUUAUAAAAACAAACAAAAAACUUUCUAAAUUAUUAAAUGAAGACAAAAUUUCUUUAUUCAUUUUUAUUGAAGAUUUAUUGUACCACUGCAGAAUAUUCAUGAAAUGGUAUCCUUUCGGCUGUUCACAGGAUAAUAGUUUUUUUAAAGAAAUUCCAGAGUGGAUCUCACAUUUCCUGACAUCAGUGAAAAUAAAAAUAAACCAAAGAAUUGUUGGUCAGGUCUUCCAGCGUGUGUUGAAGCAUAAAAACCCUAAUCUUGAGAUCAACAGGAUCCAACAAUAUUUUAAAAUAUUAAUUUACACAAGAAUUUUGAUGUUUUCUCUAUCCAAAGACCUAUAACAGAAUUCCUUCCUUCUUUGCUUAUACCUUGUAUUAGAUAGUGGUCCUGGUGCUGACCUUAGGUACCUUAGUGUCAUCUUUGUAGAGAGCGUCAGGAGCAUUUGCCAUGUUGUUCACUUGUGAAGUCCGCAGAUGCAGUGUUCUUAGGUAGAUUGAACUGUACUGUAUUUCCUCCUAACUGCUGUUCUGAUGUAGUAUAGCUGAUGAAGACUGCUCUGAGGUUUUGCUUUCUAUCCUUCUGUCUCUUCUCUUUUCGCAAUUCUUCCUUUUCUAUUUUCUUCUGUAUUUCAAUAAUCUUUUCAUUCACUAACAAGAUGGGGAUACUGAAAGCUGAUUAAAAUAUAUGGAGCUUAUUUAAAAAAAAAAAAAAGAAUCAAUCCAGCUUGUUUGAGAAGAUUUUGGUGUAUGUAGUCUGGCCUUGUGUGGUCAUCAUGGGAGCCAAUAACUUCAUCUGAUAAGUCCCCACCAGAAAAUGUGUGGUUCCAAGGAGCUGACACCCAGUUCUAUCUAGGGCCUCAGGAUGCUGUUUUGAUACAAACGGUAUUGUGUCCCUUGGCUGCUUGGCAGAACAUUUGUCUGUGUUGGUGGAAUUUAGAACUUUCUUAAAUUUUAUUGCCCAGUUAUCUAAGGUAAGGAGGACAUUAGACAUUGCAUUGUUUUUAUAAUAGCAGCUUCUCUACAUCCUUACAGUAUAGAUAUAGCCAGUUACCUUUAUAACUGAUUCUGUCCACAAUUUAAUAGUUACAGUCUGAAGCAACUUCGUGAUUAUGCAGGCAUUUAGAUAUGAUUAAACACCUGAUCAUCUUCUCAAUAGCCCAAGUAUUUACCAUUUUAAUGACCUUACUGACAUCGGGUGUGCAAUGCAAAAUCGUUGCAUAAUACUUUUGCCUAUCUCCAGUAAAAAACCACAACAAACCCUUUUGUAUCUUUUAAACAUUUUUUUACAGGGAAAAGCAUUAAAAACUAGACUUAUAUCUUAAAUGUAGAUUUUAGUCAUUCUACUAUAUGUAUCAUUCAUGAUACAAAAUUAUGUUCUAUUGCUUUUAGUGUCUUGUAUUACAAAUCAGAUAAAUAAUUGUCAAUUUGCUGCAAUCAGUCUUUAUGAAUUAUUGGAAAAAUAGGAAGAAAUGGAUUACUUUUAUGUCUCUGAAGAUGAUAUGGCCUUUAUUGGCCAGAAGCUUGUACACCGAGUGUUGGACUAAUAGGAAAGUGAAGAUAAAUAAUUACCUCUAAGUCUGUUCUGGAAACACCAAUAACUAAUUACAUGGUUUUACUUUCAUGGAUUUAUUUUUAAAGUAGAGAGUAAAAAAGAAAGAAGUUCCUAAAAAAAAAAAAAAAAAAAAAAAAAAAAAAAAAAGCAAACACCAGAAAAACCAGUCCUAAUAGCAUUGUAGAGACACCCUAUACAGGCAGCUUCAACUUCACAGAAUAUUAUAUGCAGUGUUUUUGAGAAAUUCUUCCUCCCCAUGACCUCUUGGCUGAGAAAAUCAGAGUAUUUGUGCAGUGAUUAUGUCCAAGAGGAUAAUUUUCACAGCUUUUUUUCAUAGCCUUUCAUAGCUGUGUGACCAUGUUCUCUGAAUAUGUUUACACUGAAAAUGUUAAAAUUCAUGUUUUAACUAAUAAGCUAAGUCAGUAUCUAUUAUAAAGAGAUAAAGGGUACCUUGUGUUUCUUUUCUGUCUAAGCUUUAUCCGAUUGGAGUCUCUCAAAGUCCUUCUGCAGCAUCUGUUUAGUAUCAGAACAUUCCUGCAGGGUCAUUUCAGGGUUAAGUUUUUUGGCUUCCAGUGUUUGCAUUAAUGGAAGAUGAGUUUCCACUUCAGAUUUUGCCAUGGUUUCUUUUUCUGUUUGUUGCAUUUCACUCUGAUUUCUUUCAAGUUCUUGCUCUAGGGAACUAUUUUAUUUUGUAAGCUGGGAUAUUUCUAUCUUCAUUUUUUUUAUUUGUUUCUUGUAACUGGAAGCGUUCCUUUUGCAAGAACAGCAGUGUUUUUUUCUUCUACUUUCUUGUUCUUAAUUUGAAAUCAUAUUGUGUCUGUACUGAAUGUUGGUUUCCAUUAUGGAGUUGAUUCCCCUCUUCCUCAAGGUUGUUUAUCUGGUAUUGGAGUUCUUUACCUUUUCUUAAGAAGUUCUUUGCUUCCUUAAUAAAUUCCUCAUUAUCGUGACUUAAACAACUGGAUUUGCACACUUUUCAGCUAAAUCCUUAAUUUGCUUAUUACAUUUUGAUAUUUUUUCUUUCAAAUACUGUAUGGUAAGAGGUGAGAGGUUUCACUUUGUUCUUGAGCUGAAUUUUAAUUUGGAAGAUUGCGUACUGUUUCUUGCAAUGCUUCAGUUUUGCCGUCAUAUUCAGAGGCUACUUUGAUUUCACUGAACUUCUGAUUUCCUGGCCUCAGUAACAUUUGAUUUAAAGUAGUCUGUUGUUAUUUUUCUUAUUUUAGUUGGUCUUUGUUAUCAAGCAUUAGUAGCUUAUCUUUUCUGUCUCAGAAAAAGAAUAACCUGGAAUCUGUCACCUUCACUGUAAUCGAUUCUAAAUUCUUUAUGUACAUUUUUGCUUUGAGAUUCUGCUUUUUCACUGUAUACUGUUGUAGGAGAACCACCCUGUGUCCUGGCACAUUUGGAGUCUUUAUAAAAUUCUUGAUCAAAAUGUAGGCCAUUUUCUUUAAUUGGAACUAAGCCAAUAUGUGAUUCAUCUAAAGAGGUCACAAUUUCUGCACUUUCUUUUAGGUUAUUUAAUUUUUCUCUGGGUAAAAAGCCCUAUUUUUCCUGCAUUAUCUGCUAAUAAAUCCAAAUUAUUUGACUGUCUUCUGAAAUUCUUUUUUCAGCAACUUGGUAGGAUAUUAUUGUCUAUUUUAUGAAAUUCUUUCCCAAAUUUGGGAAAAGGUAUAUGGUGUUUAGAUUCACUCAAAAUGACCUCCUCAUGGACAGCGUUCAACCUUUCUGUCUCCCAGUCAGUGCCAGAUAGCAAAUGUCCCCAUUUAUGUUCAUUUUUUAAUUGCAAAUAUCCUGUUGUUUCCAAACAGAUCAUCUGAAUUUUCAACCUUUUCUGUUGCUAUAGUUUUAAGCAAAAUCCUAUGAGGAAUAUUUAUAUCACUGAUGAAAUUUCCAGUAGAACAGGUUCUGCUGACAGUAACAUGAAAUGGAAUUAACUUUGAAAACAACAGAGCUUCCUUGAGUUUACAGUGAUAUAAAUGAGAGAAGGAUCUAGACCUUCCUUUUUUUAACUGAGUUUCAUUUUUCCUAUGUUUUUCUGAGGUUUUAAAAUUGUUUUUAUAAGCCCCCAAAUAAUACUGUGACUAAGAAAGAGCAAGAACCUAAAGUGAGAUUUUCUUGUCAGCUUUUGUAAGGUGGACAGAUGACUAAAUGUGUACUUAAUGUACACAAUAGUCUAAGAAUAGAUCUUACUUAAAACACCUAUGGCAGUAUCUAAAAAUGCAGCAGGAGGCUUUUGUAUUUUAAGAGCAUUUGUGUUCUACUUUUACCGUGUUACUAUUCUCCAGAGUCUGUUGCUGAAAUGUCUGAAAUCAUUCCAGCUAUUGCUGAAGAAUCUAAAAUGUAUAAAAUGAAUAUAAUAACAUUGG
Messenger RNA from Phalacrocorax carbo (great cormorant), 6065 nucleotides. Lineage: Eukaryota; Metazoa; Chordata; Aves; Suliformes; Phalacrocoracidae. The record is from RefSeq and is a predicted model, not a curated record.